This is a messenger RNA of Corylus avellana, 601 nucleotides long. The record is from RefSeq and is a predicted model, not a curated record. NCBI's taxonomy places the organism in Eukaryota, Viridiplantae, Streptophyta, Magnoliopsida, Fagales, Betulaceae.
GGAUUGAUAGCCGCUUACACCUCUAAGCGUCGAGCUGAUAAUCAAGGAAAGAAGUAUGGAGUGACGACUCUCAUUGAUUGUCGUUCCAUUCUUGACCCGCCUCUUUCCUCUCACCAUUUUGGAUUCUACCACUCAGCCAUCCUCAACACCCAUGUCAUGAAAGGAGGAGAAAAGCUGUGGGAGCUGGCCUAGAAAACGUACAUGGCGUUUGCAAACUCUAAGAAGUGCAACAAGCACUUGUCGGACAUGGCUGACCUGAACUUCCUCACGUGCAAGGCCAUUGAAAACCCUGGCUUGACCCCAGCGUCUUCCUUGAGGAAGUCCUUCAUGUCGGUCUUCGAAGACCCAGUGAUUGAUGAUCAUGAUCGGCCGGCCACUGAUCAGGUCGGACUGGAGGACUACAUGGGGUGCGCCUCCGUUCACGGCGUCGGUCCAUCCAUUGCAAUCUUCGACACAAUAAGGGAUGGGCGUCUGGAUUGCGUAUGCGUGAAUCCGGCGCCGUUGCACUCCAGAGAGCAAAUGCAAGAGCUGGUUGAUACCAUGAAGGCUGUUCUUGUGGAUUGUGGUACGUAACUGUGCGGAGUGACAUGUCAUGCAUGAU